This is a messenger RNA of Schistocerca gregaria, 6257 nucleotides long. RefSeq names its product ubiquitin carboxyl-terminal hydrolase 21-like. Gene Ontology annotation, cellular component: cytoplasm. The coding region runs from base 487 to 2733 and encodes 748 amino acids. The transcript is spliced from 12 exons. Gene Ontology annotation, biological process: protein deubiquitination. The record is from RefSeq and is a predicted model, not a curated record. Lineage: Eukaryota; Metazoa; Arthropoda; Insecta; Orthoptera; Acrididae. Gene Ontology annotation, molecular function: cysteine-type deubiquitinase activity.
AGUCUACAUAUUUGCCGAUGUGACGUCAUGGCACUUUAAAUGGAAACAGGGUGAAGCUUUCCGGGCUCCGGCAAUACUGUAUAUAAAUAAAAGUAUGUUUCUACGCGUAUCGUUGAUGUAACUUUAGUGUUAAGUGUAUUGUAGUGUCCUUAUGAUUCGCGUUGUACAGUAUUAAUCUCGUGGAAUAUCCGGCUAAGUUAAAUUUGCAAAGAAAAAAAAAAAAAGCAAGUGGAGCCAUCGCUUAGUGGGUGCUGAAUAAUUUUCCACAGAGAAUCACCUGUCUCCUCCAUUGAUGCUUUUCUUUGAAUCAGAACAGCGCAGAAAAGCAAAAUUCUCAUGAAGGCUGAGCUCCAUAACGUGCGGCGACUUCCCGUUUCAAGCGGAAACGGCGUUACAUUCCCGCGCCCCGAAGCGAGAUGACGACGCCGCUUCGCUAACCCGAAAAGAGUACACCGGGGCCGGAGCAGACCGAGGGAGCUCGCAGUGAUGCCGUACAGCAGCGGGGCCGUGGCCACGGUCUCAGCGAUGCCGGUGCCCUCGGCCAGCCGCUUCUCGGCGGGCUCCUACCGCCUCAGCUCCUCGCUCAGCAGCCCCAGCUACUACACGUCCGAGUACCGCUCCAAGUACAGCACCCCCUCCAGCUCGACGUCGUCGGUGGCGGCGUACGGCCGGCGGCACCUGAGCCUGUCGGAGGCGGACUCCGGGCUGGGCGCCUCGUCGCGCUACAGCUCCGCCUCGGGCUCCAGUUUCAGCCUCUCGUCGUCGUCGUCGCGCGAGCGCAGCGAGGCGCGCGAGCCCGCCUACUCGCGGGCCUCCAGCCGGUCGCGCGCCGACUCCGGCGCCACCUCGGCGUCGGCGUCGGCCUCUGCCGGUUCGUCGGCCGGCGUCUCGGGCGGGCGCGCCGCGCGCAGCUCGACGGCGGCCGCGCUCGACGCCGUCCAGGACCUGUACAACAAGUACUCGCCGUCCGCCUACCUCGCCGAGCGGCCGCCGCGCGCCACCGCCGCCUCCACCACCGCGCAGCGCUACGCACCGGCCGCCGCGGUCACGCGGACAGAGGUAAUUGGCCGCGAGCAGUCCCCGGCCUCUUCCUCGUCCGCGUCCUCUUCCUCGGCGUCGUCGGACGACGAGGCGGCGGCCGCGGCCGGCGCGGGACCCGCGGCCCCGGGGGCGGCGGGGGCGGCGAGCGGCGGCGGCGACGAGCCCGGCGCCGUGUCGGAGGUGCGGCGCCGCCUGGACUCGGUGGUGUCGGCGUCGCCGUCGCCGCCCCCGCAGGGCGCAGCGCCGGCCGCGGCCGUGCCCGCCCCCACGGUGAGCGUGAUCCAGCAGAACGGUACUAGAGUCCGCAGGCGCAUUCUCGUCACGCCGGGGCCCGACGUCGGAGACGAAGGCGACGGGGAGCGGCCGGCGGCGGCGGAGGCGGCUGCGGCAGCGGCCGACGGCAGCGGCGCGUCCCCUUCGCGGGUCGCAAAGGCAAAGAGCAGGGUGGACUCGAGCGAUGAGGAGAGCUCCGACGAGGAGGCGCGGGACCGGGUGGUCGCGGGGGCGGCCCGCCUGGGCACGGUGCGCCGCCGGCCCCCGUCCCAGGCGGCCUCCGCCUCCUCCGCGGGCUCCGCCGCCCGCUUCGACGGCCAGCCGGAAAUCAGUGCUUCUCCACGUCUCUUGCGUGGCUAUUCACGAACUCCAGGAAAUGAACGCGGUGGUCUUGCUGGCUUGCGUAACAUUGGAAAUACAUGCUUCAUGAAUUCUGUGAUCCAGUGCCUCAGUAAUACAAAACCUCUGCUGGAAUACUUGCUCAAUGAUGGCCACCUGCCUGACAUAAAUACAACUGUUUCUGGUAUGAAAGGGGCCCUCAUUAAAGCAUUCACUACAGUAAUUCAGGAACUAUGGCACAGUGACAGUAAUGGCACAGUCGUAAAUACUACAGCACUGAAAUCACAAAUCCAACGAUUUGCACCACGUUUUAUGGGCUACAGUCAACAAGAUGCUCAGGAAUUUCUGCGAUAUUUAUUAGAGGGGCUACACGAAGAUGUGAAUCGUGUUACUGUCAAACCUAAACCGAUUCUUACAGAAAUUGAUGAGACAUUAAGUGACCAGCAAAAAUCAGCCGAAGCUUGGAAACGGUACCUUCGUGCCGACGACAGCAAGAUAGUGGACAUCUUUGUGGGCCAACUCAAAUCGACACUGCGAUGUACGGUGUGUGGUCACUGUUCUGUGACAUUUGAUCCCUUUUGGGAUCUCUCUCUGCCUAUCCCCGUGCGUACGGGGCAAGUGCGUCUCCAGCAGUGUCUCGACAGUUUCACACGGGAGGAAGUCCUCGAUGGUGAUGAGAAACCCACAUGUUCAAAGUGCCAGAUGCGUCGAAAAUGUACAAAAAGUUUCACUAUCCAGAAGUUUCCGAAGAUUUUGGUGCUUCAUUUGAAACGGUUUUCACCUACUGAAAGGUUCCGUGGUAAAUUGAAUGUGACUGUUGACUUUCCACUAACUGGCCUAGACCUGAGUGCGUAUGCUGCUAACAGGGGUCAGGGUUGCACAUACAACUUGUAUGGAGUUGCAAACCACUCUGGGACAACUUACUCGGGACACUACACUGCGUACUGCAAGCAUCCUUAUACGGGAGAAUGGCACGAGUACAAUGACUCAAGGGUAUCAACCAUUUCAUCUAGAAGUAUCAUGUCAAGUGAAGCCUAUGUCCUGUUUUAUGAACUUUUUGGACACACCUCACAUUUAUAAUCUUAGUGUGCCUCCAUUAUAUUGUGCUUCACCAGUUGAAAAGUGAAAGAACACUUAAAAUCUCAGAUUUUAUACAAAAUUUGACAUUGGUCAUUGUAUUAUUUAUUUAAUUUUGAAAUUAACUAAGGAGGUGUUUGCCUGUUUUUUAUUGCUGGAAAGUUUUUAAAAUUAUAUGUUUGUUUUAAAGCAAUGUAACAAGCAAAUUGUGUGAAAGAGAAAGUGAGAAAGACACGUCAGAAAUUUUAAGAAAAUUGUAUAUUAUUAAAAUAAAAGAGAAACUAUCAAACUUCUCAUAAUAUUAUGAACAAGAGUAAUGAAAUAAUUUCAUUAUUUGUCAUAAAAUAACCUGCAUGAUGCACUAGUACAAACAAAAUGUCCCUGUUAUUGUCAACGUGCAUCACAGCUAACUAUGUUUAACAACUGAGUGGAUUUUUUUAAAUAUAUGUAAGAAUCAUUAUGCCUGUGAGUAUUUUUUUAAUUUUAAAAAUAUUUUAUAAGGGUAUAGAAAUGUUACCAUAAGCAAUGUAUUGCAAAUGUUCUCUUUUGACUUAUAUAUCACGAGUUCAUCUUUGGUACUUACGGUUAGUAUGACUUGACCAAGGAUCUAACAGUUUAUCUUUAGUUUAUUUUACAAAUGAAUCAUUAUUUUUACUAUUUCGUGAGUAAUGUUAAGCUGUUUGGUUUCUUUCAGCAUGAUACACUGUACAUAAUUUACAGGCUGAAUCAUAGAUGAUCAACUUCUUCCCUCUUAAUAAAUGGUGCUAGGUAUAUGGAAUUCAGUUUUUAACUGCGUUAUAGGUAUUCCAGUAUUUGUGUGGAGAAAAACCCUAUUUAUUCUCAACAUAAAUAUUCCUGUUCAUGAAUUUAUAUCAUCUAAGAUGUCAAGGAUAGGUAUAUGUGUAAUACAUCUGGAAGGUACACAAAUAAUAAUUUAAUAAGAAGCUAAGUGGAAGUGAUGAAAGAGUAAAAUUGGGCGGGGGGGGGGGGGGGGGGGGGAGGGGGGGGGGGGCGACACCCUGAAAAUCAAUAAGAAAAUAUAAAAAAAUAAAAAAGAUUUCAACUAUAAACUUAAACUUGAACCAUUCAUUCUUCCUGUUCAUGUAUUGCUUCUCUGUAGAAGAAGAUCAUUACCAUAAUUUAAGAAAUAUUUAUUGUUGUUACUUGCCAAGUGGUGUCUUUUGUAAAUAUACCAGUGUCCAUAAGAAAUACUCUACUUUUGGCCAUAACUGUCAAUGAUAAAUUUUGAUGGUUUCCUUAAAUGGCAUGUAUUGUAUCUUUUUAUUGCACCUCUAUGAAGGUGGGUUGUGAAUACAGAGCUCGAUUGUGAUUGGUGUUGAUAUUUCAAGUAAUUGUUGUGAUUAUAAUUGUGAUAAGUAGCACUGUGAUAAGCUUACGUCAGCAGACAACAAUGAACAAUUCAUGGACUAAUAUAGAUUAUAGAAGAUGGCAUUGUGUCAUAUAGUAAACAUUGUUUUAGGGUAUAUUGCGUUGUACACUGGCAAAUAAUAGUGGAAAGCAUUGUUGGUUUCUAAAUGACAGUCAUGUUGGAAAUUAAUUUAGUCUUAGAUUCACUGUCAAAUAUCAUUUUUCUAUUCAUUCCAACAUAUUAUUUAUUAAUAUAAAUGUUUUGUUGUACUCAUAUUGUCUAGAAGAAUUUGUUUUACUAGACAUAACCAGCAGUAGUUGAAGCAUUACAAACACAGUGUACAUACAUUUAAACAGCUUAUCAUUUGCGGAAUUUCUCAGAUGCUUAUGUAAUUUCUGACCAUGGCUGAUGCAGGGAGCACAGUCCUAAUAAUCUGUGAUGCAGAUUAAUAUUGUAGAAAAAAGCUGAAAAAUCUCAACAUGGCCCAAAUAAGUCAUAUUUUAUACCUAAAUUGGGAAUUUUGUGCUUUAUUAGACCUGAUGUCUCCCUGGAUCAAUCCUCCUUCAGCUCACUUUGCAAGGGAAGAGGAGAAUUCAAUGGUCCUGAUGACUGUCAUAGGAAUAUUGCUGGCUCUGCCCAUUUUCGGUGUUGUAGUGUGUGAUGUUUAACCUUAUUCAGUAGCCAAAGAAAUUUUACUUGUUUACUGUAAAUACCCGAAUUUGUUGCCCACUUCCACAUAACUACACACAGCCAUAGAACGUACAUUUAAAGCCUAAAAUGAGAUUAAAAGAAUGAACAAAGCAAGAAAAUUUGACAUUUGUGUUAGAUGUUGCUGUUACUCUUGUUUCUUAUAAAGUCAUAUUUUAGUGCUGGUGUUGCAAUAAAUCUGUGGUCACCAAGGUACUGUACUUUGGAAUGUAGUUUAGGUUCAAGCCUCAGAAGUAAUAUUGAGAUAUGAGUUACUGUUGCGUAAGGCUGUGCACAAAAUUAUGCUAACAGAAAUCAUUUUCAUAAGUAAUGUUUUGGUAUGUAGCAUAGUAGUUAUUGUAAAAAUACAAAAUCUGUUAAAUUUACAAACACUGUGCAUAGACCACAGAAGGAUAACAUUAUGAGUUAACAGUAUGCAUAACAACCAACCAAUGAAAUAUCAGCUACACAUUUUUGAAUUCUGUGAGCCACCUGCAGUGUCCUUUGUUGUUUUAUAUAAGUAAGCUAUAUAACUUAAAUAUUUAUUUAUUUAUAAAUUGCCUGAACAUAAAUUAAAAUCAGUUGUACAUAACAUGGCUCAGUAUUUAAAUAAUUCAAACUGCCUCAACUUGGGAAUGAAAAAUUACAUAUGUAGCUAUUUGUGUACAUAUGUUCUCUAACGUGGAGAGACAUGUAUCAAAAAUAUUUUUCUGCAAUACAGCUACCAUGUAGCAAUAGUUCUGGAAUAUCUAACAUGUAUAGCUUUCUGAAAUUUCACACAGAUUACAAAAUGCUUUAUGCUUUAGUAUUGCAUUUUUAUUGUUUCACUGUCUCAAAUGUGUGCCAAAGAAAGUUUCACGAAAGAUGCUGACUACAUGAUAUUCCUUCCACAGGCCUGAUUCUACAGUGUGCAAUAAAUAUGCAUGAAGAGUUAGGAAAAUAUUGUAUGGGAAUUUGGACUAUGGAAAUUUUAGAAGAAGUAAUUUCAAAAUUGAUAGUGUCUUUAAAAAAAUGGUGCUAAAUGUUACAGUGAAGUGUGGCAUGAACUGGGGUUUGUUAGAAUAAUAGUUGAGGUCAUUGAGAGAGACUGAAUGCUAAUUUGAAACCUAAUGUGUAAUGUUACCUUGUGGCACUCAAUUUAUUCCAUAGAUGAGUGUAGAGCCAUUCAGUAUGGUACAUUAUUUAUUUGUGAAUACUGUUGCAAUUUCUUUUAUUUUCUUAGUUUUUUUAUUUUUUAUUUAUUUAUUUAUUUUUAAUGUUAUCAGUAUUCUGUCAAUAAUGCAAUGACUUAUUCCACAACCACUAACUUUGAGUCACAUAGUCACACUGAAUUCUGAAAUAUGGGUGAACAUCUGAGGGGGAAUGAGAAAUGAAGAAAAACUGGAGCAUAAAGGAAUACACAUAAGAAAAUAUCAGGAAAAUGAAAAAAUCAUGGUAGGGAGAGCUUUAAGAAGAAUAAAAAUGGGUGGUA